CGCAGAGUCACGCGUCGCGUCUGUCUGUGUGCGGUUCUGUGUGAGCGAGCGGAGUCACGCGUGUUCUGCGGGAGUCUAGCGGCGGGAUCGCGCGUGUUUCAGCGCAGGGUCACAUCUGAUCAUGACCAGCCUUUUAAUUUAACUCGAUAUGGACCACACGGUUUCUUUAAGGAGGUGUACAGGCUGAUGAUCUCCUGUGCCACACACUAUGUGACCAAACACCGUCGUCUGUUCUCAGCUUGUUCCGGAUUCAGUAGAGUCGAUCAGACAGGAGCUCGAGGUCUGCGUUAAAAUGUCUGCGUGUGGAGAGUUUGCAGAGCAUGUGUGGAAACCAGGCUCCUGUAAGAACUGCUUCCAUCCUCGCAGCGCUCACGGACCGACCGGCACGACGGGAGCCGCUUGUGUCCGAACGAGUCUGAUCGGGGAAGACGAGGAUGGGGUGACGUCUCCCUCUCCGUAUAGCAAACCCACCAUCGCUGUCAGACCCACCAUGAUGAACACGGACGUCACAGCGGAGGUCAAGACGGAGACGAAUACAGAACAGAACAAGCAGAAGACCUCUGUAGGACUGAAGAAAGCUCUGGAUUUGGCUCCUCUGUACAUCGAUAGCAAUGGAUGUAAUAAAUCUCUCAGAGAAACCAUCAUACAAAACAACAUCUGCGGAAAGAAGUUCUCCCCAAACGUUUGUUCUCCCACUGGAUUAUCCAAAGACUGCAUGAUUAUCAGCAAUAUAUUUCGGAGUCAAGAAGAUGGCUUUGUUCAACACAGUCUGAAAGAGAACGGGAAUAGUGACUCCUACAGACAGAUGACCAAAGCGGUCAAGAGCACUUAUGCCAAUGGAGAUACAUAUCUUCAUAAUGGGACUGGAAACAGUGAUGGAGUUACACGUCCUCUAAGGGCAUCUGCGGAGGAAAGGCAAAGAAGAACCAGGCCAGGGAAUGUGGUUAAUGGAUCGUCCAAUGAGACGCCAGGUACUUCACCAUCUCCAGUGACUCCAGACUCCUUCAGCGAAAGCCUAUCAGACUCGUGCUACAAUCGGAGCAGUGUGGAUUCGUCAGUGGGAUUCCAGAGUCCUCAGAAGUCUCCAAGCGUUUCUCCAAACGGGCUCGAGGAAAGAGAGCCGAUCUAUGCCGAGAGCACCAAGAGGAAAAGACAACCCAAUGCUCAAAGCGAUGAGAAGGCUCUGCAGUCCUCUGAGUCUGAAACUGAAGUCAUCUUAAGCGACAAUCAAAGAGCAACUAUUACUGUCGUCGCCGCCCAUACUGAGGAAACCAACCGGACGUUUUACCUGAGCAGCCCGGAUUCGGCUGUAAGCACCCAAUGGAACCACUUCAGCCCAACCAUGCCCAAAGACCCAUCAAGCCCGGCGUUCACUUGGCCAAACCCUCCCGAUGCCACCGAAUCUACUCAACCCAAGCCUCAGUCCAGUCCCCCUGUUCCUCCUAAGAUCAGCACCCGUCCACCAAGACUUGGUACCUCCAGUCUCUCCUUACCGCUACCGCAGCUCAGCUUUCACGUGGUUCUUCCUCCAAAUCAGAUGACCUCACAAGUGGAUACCAAUGCUCAUGCCGUCCGACACAAGUCUAACAGUGCCACAAGUCUGGAGGGAUGUAUUGAGGAGGAAGAAGAGGAGGUCGACUCCAAGAGAUUGGGCUCUUGUGGUGGACUAGGCCACUCCAUCAAUGCUCCUGCUGUUCCGUCCAGAGAAUGGACGAGUGAGAGCAAUGCAAUGCCAGGCACCGCCAACAAAAGCACCAGUCAAACGCCGGCAGAGGAUGGCAGAGCCAAAGAGAGCUUGCUCUCGAGCCCGUCUCCUCUCAUCCUCUCUAGUGAACCCAACACCAGCCGGGAUCCCGCACCGCCUCCGCCACCUCCCAAAAAACACCACCGGGUGUGUAAGCGUCUCAGUGGCAGUAAUAUGGAUCUGGAGCGUGUGGGUCAGCAGGGGUCAGAGGAGAAUCUCAGCCAAUCACAGCGAGGACUGAAGUGCUGCAUCAGUGCAUCCAGAGACGGCCUGCAGACGCUCACACACACCGACUCCACCCUGCGCUCCAGCCCCUCCCCUUUCCCCAGCAGCCCGUUAGGCUCCGCCCCCUCGUCUCCGCGGCCCGACUCGUUUCCCUGCAGCGGUCUGGCCAAUCAGCUGCAGCCGCCUCCGUUACCACAGAAGAAGCAGGUGAACCGCACGGCCUCGGCUCCGAGCGACCCGGGUGAUGAUCCGCUCGCCCGUCCUCGCCCGCGUCUGGGGAUGGUGACGUCCUGCUCGUCUCCGCAGCUCAACACGCUGCACCUGCACGCUCUGCUCAGGAACAUGGACAGCCGCGAGGGCAUCUACUCGAAGCUGGGCGGCCUGUACGCCGAGUCUCUGCGCCGGCUCGCGCUCAAGUGUGAGGAGCACUUCUCCAGCGGACAGAGGAACACACUGAUGUUCGACGAGAGCAACUGGUCACUCUUCAAACUGACCUGUAACAAACCCUGCUGUGUGUCCGGAGACGCCGUGUAUUACUCUGCCUCCUGCGCGUCAGACACUGCAAACACAUACGCUGUCAAGAUCUGUAAAGGCCAGGCUCCGGACAGUAAGCGGACUCAUCUGUACGGUCUCUCGGUGCAGCAGAGCGUCCCGUCUCACUUCAAUCUGCAGCAGGACUGCGGUCACUUCAUCGCCUGUGUGCCGCGGAGCAUGUCCCCGAGCGAGGAGAGCGGUCCGGCCGAGCAGGAGCGAGUGGUGGUCAUCACACGGGACGUCCCGCACCAGACCGUGGCUGAUUUCGUCCGUGAGUGGGAGUCGUUCCACCGCGCCCAGCCGGAGGUUUACGAGCGGCGCGUGUGUUUUCUUCUGCUGCAGCUGUGUGCGGGUCUGGAGCAUCUGAAAGCACACGGCGUCACGCAUCGAGAUCUGUGCAUGGAGAACCUGCUCCUGGUGCAGCGUCCAGAUCCUCAGCAGCAAAGCCUCCCUCGCCUCCUCAUCAGCAGCUUCAGCAAAGCCAAGCGCCGCGACACACACCAGCUGGAACGGCUCAAUGCAGACGACCCAUUUCUAAAGCGGGAUCACACUCGGCUCGCGCCUGAGAUCGUCUCCGCAGCACAGUACCACAAAUUCGACGAGUUUCAAACCGGCAUCCUGAUCUAUGAGCUCCUGCACCGUCGUAACCCGUUCGAAGCCACGCCGGGCAAAUACGACUACAGAUGUGAGGAGCUGCCUCCGAUCCCCGCCGCCUCCAUCUACUCGCCCGGCCUGCAGAGACUCGCUCACCUGCUGCUGGAGCCUGACCCCGGACGCCGCAUCCACAUCCAGGACGCCCGCCGCAUCCUGCAGGCGCUGCUGUGGGGGCCGCGGAGGGAGCUGCUGGAGCAGCCGUGGGUGUGUGGAGGAGCAGAAGCAGAUGGAGGAGCCGGGUGGAGGCUGGAGCCCAGGGACCACGGGCUGCUGAACUGGCUGGAUGUGAAGCGUGCGCUGCUGAUGAUGAAGUUCGCCGAGCGCUCGCUGGAGCCGGAGAGGAGCGCGGAGCUGGAGGACUGGCUCUGCUGUCAGUAUUUCUCCAGCGCUAACCCCAGAUCCCUGUGUCAGACGGCAGAGCUGCUCUACAGCCUGCGCUUCACACACUGAGCUCAGAUCAACACCGUCUGCCGUCAGAUCAGCUGUGUUUAACACUGAGUCACUUCACUAGACUCAAACACCAGCACACACGACACUUCAUUACACUUUUACUAAUCAGUCUGUGGAUAGAUCUAACAUUGCUUCCAGACUGAAACUCAGUGUGUCUCAAAUGUACAGAUCACUUUUCACCCCAAAUUUAAAAAGGGAUAUAUAUGUGUGUGUGGGUGGGUUGUAUAGAAAUUUUAUGUAAAUUCAUUAUUUCUUUUCCUAUUUAAUUAAUAAGUAUAUAUAUAUAUAUAUAUAUAUAUAUAUGUGUGUGUGUGUGUGUGUGUGUGUGUGUUUGUAUAUAUAUAUAUGUAUGUGUGUGUGUCUGUGUACACUUUUCAUGUUAUUUCAAUGAUUUCAUUAAUAAUUAUAUUUAAUUAAUAAUAAUUUUAUAUAUACAAUUUUAUAUAAAUGUAGUAUAUAUUGCCUUUUUAAUAAGAAAAUAUUUUCUACAUAAAUGAUUUAAGAUUUUAUUAUAUUGUGACUAUUUUUCAAAAAAAAAAAAAAAAAAAUAAUAAUAAUAAUAUAUACAUACGUACAGACAUACAAUAAUAAAUAUAAUAUUUAUUAUUAUUAUUUUUCUUUGAAUUUAGGAAGUUUUACAUUUGUGACUAUUUUCAUGACAUUGUGUGUGAGGCAAAAAUAAAAUCUUAAUACAAUAAUGACAGUCAUGUUAUUUGGAUGCAGUAUUUUUUUAAAGUUUAUUCUUACUGUAAAUGUCCUUGUCUGUAACUCGGUUAUGGUAAAAUGUAUUUAAAUGUGAUUAAUGUCACAGUAUGAUAGACUCUUAGCUUUAUGUGGGAAGGAUGUUCUGGUUUUGAGGUGAAGUGUGAUCUGCAGUGACAGGAUUCGAUCGGUGUGUUAGAUCUGUUCAGUAACGCUGGUUCUUCUCUCAGAGCGUCUCGGUCUCUGCUGGGUAAAUCACACAAGACUCCGGAUGAGAAACAGACCGCUUCAGAAACACUGUCGACUCUUCCUCGUGAAAGCGGCUGUAGAAACACGAGGCUCUGAUUAAACUUCCUGUUUGUGAAGAGAAGCCACUUCCUGGUGCAAUAUUCCUAGCUUCCUCUGGACACUGAUGAACUGGUUUAAAGUUAAUUGUUUAUUCUGUGGACUGAUUUAUUUCAGGUGCCUUUUGUGAUUUAUAUUUUGAGGUUGAAGCCGAUUGUGAAUCAUUUCGAGCUUGAUGGAGAUGAAACUGUGAGUCUGGGAUGUCACAGAAGAUCUUCAGAUGGAACCGAAAUGGGCUUUUAUUUUGUAUAUAACUUUGUGAAGCAGGUCUUAACAGCUGCAGAUGCGGUCUGAUUACCUGAUUCAUGUUCUUUCAUUUUCAUUUGCUCUAAAGCUUUUACUGUACAUAAGCAUCCUUCAGUCUGAAGAUGUUUUAAUUGAAACGAGACACUGGACAAACACACACACACACACACACACACAUGCGCUGUAACAUCCUCGAUUAAUACACUGUGUGUCAAAGACCUCUGCUGCAUUCAAUAAAGUCUCAUAUUUUCACA
Molecule: messenger RNA, 5154 nt
Organism: Carassius gibelio (silver crucian carp)
Lineage: Eukaryota; Metazoa; Chordata; Actinopteri; Cypriniformes; Cyprinidae
Product: inactive tyrosine-protein kinase PRAG1-like
Exons: 9
Coding region: 293-3607 (1104 amino acids)
Biological process (GO): protein phosphorylation
Molecular function (GO): protein kinase activity; ATP binding
Source: RefSeq, a predicted model, not a curated record